CAAAUAGGCCGUGUGGCUCCCGAGAACCUGCACUAUUUGCCCAGACGGCAUCCGCUCCGCUCAAACACUGAGUGCGUCUCUGCUGCGGUGCGUUGCGCGCAGGCUGGAGAGAGAUGACAAGAGUCCCGCGGAACUGGCCAGAUAAACAUGGAUCUCCGUAAAACGCUGAUUUCGGUGCUUUGGAUAUUAUUGCUGAAUCUAGAAGAAGACUGUCACGCCGAGGAAGUGGUGCUGCUGAAUUCUAAAGAGACUCAGGCAGAGCUGGGAUGGACAUCCUAUCCCCCCAAUGGAUGGGAGGAGAUAAGUGGUGUAGAUGAGAAGUACAAGCCUAUCCGGACGUACCAGGUGUGCAACGUGAUGGAGCCCACGCAGCAGAACAAUUGGCUGCAGACAGGCUGGGUGGCACGCCGAGGUGGCCAGCGCAUUUUCGUGGAGCUCCAGUUCACGCUGCGCGACUGCAACAGCAUCCCCGGUGUGGCGGGCACGUGCAAGGAGACCUUCAACCUCCUCUACGUCGAGUCGGACAGGGACCUCGGGGGUGUGACUCGAGAGGACCGCUACACCAAGAUUGACACCAUCGCUGCCGACGAGAGCUUCACGCAGGGUGACCUGGGUGAGAGAAAGAUGAAACUGAACACGGAGGUGCGUGAGAUCGGCCACCUCAACCGCAAGGGCUUCCACCUGGCUUUCCAGGACGUCGGCGCCUGCGUGGCCCUAGUGGCCGUGCGAGUGUACUACAAACGCUGCCUUGCAACUGUGCAGAACCUGGCAGUGUUCCCCGACACGGUGGCUGAGGCGGCCUUCGCCACGCUGGUAGAGGUGCGCGGCACCUGCGUCAACAACUCUGAGGUUGACACUGACAGCCCUCCCAGGAUGCAUUGCAGCGCCGAGGGGGAAUGGCUGGUGCCCAUUGGGAAGUGCAGCUGCAGCGCUGGCUACGAGGAGGGACACAGCAGCUGUGAAGCAUGUCCCCGUGGCUCCUACAAGAUGUCCUCCAGGCAGCAGGAGUGUUUUCCCUGCCCAGCCAACAGUGUUGCAGAGGAGGAAGGAUCUGUGGCGUGUGUGUGUGAGGAGGACCACUUCAGAACCCCCCUGGACACACCCUCAGCACCAUGCACAAGGCCCCCAUCCCCGCCCAGAGACUUGGUCUACACCCUGAAGCAGUCCACACUGAUCUUGGAGUGGGCUGCACCAUCCGACACAGGAGGCAGGGUGGAUCUGACCUACAGUGUGGGGUGCCGGAGGUGCGUCGGGAGGCAGUGCGAGCCGUGCGGGGCGAGUGUUGGCUUUGUGCCUCAGCAGGUUGGCCUUACAGAAAGAACGGUGACCGUGGUCAAUCUUCUCCCCAACACCAACUACACGUUCACCAUCGAAGCCUUGAACGGAGUGUCAGAGCUGCUGCCCAACAAGAGAUUCUACACCCAGGUCAACGUGUCCACAAGCCUACCUGCGCCAUCUCUGAUCAGUGAUCUGCGAGCGGAGAAGAUCGAGCAGAAGAGCAUAACCUUGGUGUGGAGGGAGCCGUCUUACCCAAACAGCAGCCGCACUGAAUAUGAGGUCAAAUACUAUGAGAAGGAACAAAAGGAUCAGAGUUAUUCUACUGUGAAGACCGCCGCCACACGGAUCAGUGUCAACAACCUCAAACCUGGCACCACAUAUGUCUUCCUCAUCCGCCCUUUCUCCACACCGGCCCCCUCCUCAUCCCUGUCCUCCUCCCCUUUGUCAUCAUCCUCUGCCUCCUCGUCCUCCUCUACUUCUUCCUCUUCUUCAUCGUCCUCCUCUCCACCUCCCAUCGACUACGGAGCGUACAGCACUCCCCUGGAGCUACAGACACUUGGCGAGUUGGCACUGGCGUCCAGUGAACAGAGUCCAGUGGUGAUCAUUGUCGUCGUGUCCGUGGCCGCCCUGAUCAUGCUGCUCUCCAUGGGAGUUGGCCUGCUCAUCUGGAGGAGACAGUGCGGCUACAGCAAAGCUUCUCAAGAGGGAGACGAGGAACUUUACUUCCAGUUUAAGAUCCCAACGCGUAGGACCUACAUUGACCCCGAGACCUGCGAGGACCUGCUGCAAGCCGUGCACGCCUUUGCCAAGGAGCUGGACAACUCGAGCAUCAAGAUAGAAAGAAUUGUGCACACAGGCGACUUUGGGGAGGUGUGUCGCGGCUGCCUUAAGCUGCCCAGUAAGAGAGAGCUGCCGGUGGCCAUAAAGACGUUAAGGGCCGGCUGCUCUGACAAACAGCGCCGCUCCUUUCUCAGCGAGGCCGGCAUCCUGGGGCAGUUUGACCACGCCAACAUCAUCCGACUGGAGGGCGUCAUCACCACGGGUAACACCAUGAUGAUCAUAGUGGAGAGCAUGUCUAACGGAGCCUUAGAUUCCUUCCUUAGGAAACAUGAAGGCCAGUUGAGUGUAAUGCAGUUGAUGGAUAUGCUGACUGGUGUGGCAUCAGGAAUGAAGUACCUCACUGAAAUGGGCUUCAUCCACAAACGGCUGGCCGCACACAAGGUGCUGGUUAACUCCAACCUGGGCUGCAAGGUAUCCGGCUUCAGACCUCUUCAAGAGGACAAGAUAGAGGCCAUCUACACCACACUGCAUGGAGGGAAGAGCGUGGUACUGUGGACCGCUCCAGAGGCCAUCCAGUACCAUCGCUUCUCCUCGGCCUCAGAUGUCUGGAGCUUCGGCAUUGUCAUGUGGGAGGUCAUGUCCUAUGGAGAGAGACCCUACUGGGAUAUGGGCAACCAGGAUGUGAUCAAGGCCAUCGAGGAUGGUUUCAGGCUGCCGGCUCCAGUUAACUGCCCUCCACAUCUCCAUCAGCUGAUGCUGGACUGUUGGCAGAAGGAGAGGACAGAGAGGCCCAGCUUCAGCCAGAUCCACUCAGCCCUGAGCAAGAGCAUUCGCUCCCCUGAUGGUAUUGGUUCCUCCACAUUGGCACGCAGAACCCUGAGUUCAUCCAUUACGCUAGCAGAGAGGCCUCUGCCCUCCUUCCCAUCCUUUAACUCAGUGGGAGAGUGGCUGGACGCAGUGGACAUGGGCCGAUACAAGGACAACUUCACUGCCGCAGGAUACUGCUACUUGGAGUCUGUGGCACGAAUGACUGUACAAGAUGUACUGAGCCUUGGCAUCACUUCCCUUGAGCACCAGAAGCUGAUACUGGCUGCCAUCCAGACCCUCAGAGCCCAGGUCAUCCAAAUGCACGGCCGUGGUGUGCAGGUCUAAAAAACAGUUGACACACCUACUCUCACAGUGCUACUGCAGACCCACACGUGUGUGCAGAUGGAUGAUGGGGUGGAGAAGAGGAGAGAGAGAGCUCUUCCAAACUGAAGGAAAGAAACAGAUCUUUCAGCUAACUGCACUCUGUCUACUCCACCUUCCCCACACAUCCUCAUGCCUUCCUUGACUCCUUCCUUCGUUUUUUUAUGAAUCCCUUCAGAGACGAGCAGUGUUCCUGUCGCGAUUGGGGGAUUGCAGAGGAGUGAUGUCACCUGACUUUUUUUUGUGACCUUAAUCUGCACUUCAAUAACUGUGUCAGCUCCAUCUCACUGGUUCUGGAUCAGUGCGUAAAGACAAAGGAAAUAUUGUCUCUAGCAGGACGGGCUCUGUCUGAAGCUGACCUCUGAGCUGCGGGAGGGGGCACAGAUGUACUACGCUGCAAACACACCGGUUAUGAACUAGUGCUAA
Messenger RNA from Sander lucioperca (pikeperch), 3672 nucleotides. RefSeq names its product ephrin type-A receptor 7. Gene Ontology annotation, biological process: protein phosphorylation; cell surface receptor protein tyrosine kinase signaling pathway; axon guidance. NCBI's taxonomy places the organism in Eukaryota, Metazoa, Chordata, Actinopteri, Perciformes, Percidae. The record is from RefSeq and is a predicted model, not a curated record. The coding region runs from base 148 to 3210 and encodes 1020 amino acids. Gene Ontology annotation, cellular component: plasma membrane; neuron projection. Gene Ontology annotation, molecular function: protein binding; ATP binding; transmembrane-ephrin receptor activity. The transcript is spliced from 19 exons.